Messenger RNA from Anolis sagrei ordinatus, 1059 nucleotides. RefSeq names its product V-set and immunoglobulin domain containing 1 (gene VSIG1). NCBI's taxonomy places the organism in Eukaryota, Metazoa, Chordata, Lepidosauria, Squamata, Anolidae. Gene Ontology annotation, biological process: epithelial cell morphogenesis; maintenance of gastrointestinal epithelium. The record is from RefSeq and is a predicted model, not a curated record. Gene Ontology annotation, cellular component: basolateral plasma membrane; plasma membrane.
AUGCAGCUGCGUCCUCUGAGAAGCUUUACAAAAAUGGGAGCCACCGUGUUGAAGAUAUUUGCCAUUAUGGCCGUCAUUACAGGUCCUGCGAGUUGCGCGGUCAUCACAUCAUCGCAGAGGUCCAUGAACACAACCGUUGGCGGAAACAUCACGAUCCCCUGCAUCUAUCCAAUGCAGGCCUCUGUGUCCGAUUUAUUCAUUCAGUGGACCUUCCACAACUCCAGAAUAAUUAAUCCUGCCAUAAUUUAUUAUUCCAAGGAAGGCCAGCCUUACACUUCUGCCGAAUUUAAGGGCCGAAUCCAAGUGGUCAACGGCACAGGGAACGCCUCGCUAACCAUCUUGCAAAUGCAAGCAAAGGAGACUGGAGUGUACACCUGCGAAGUGCUGAGCUUCGGGAAUCCACCUGCCCAUUUCGAAAAAUCGAUGGUUGUCUACGUCUUGACUCCCCCUUCGAAGCCCCUUUGCAGCUUCACCCAACAGCUCGAAAAGGUCGAACUGGGCCACAUCAUUAGUCUCUCCUGCCUUUCGGAAAUCGGGAUGCCCGUUCCCAAGUACUACUGGCAUCGCCUCUCGGGGGAUGCGGCCAUGCCAGUGACAGAUAGCUACAAUCCCCAAACUGGUGUCUUGACUAUCGGCAACCUAACCAAGUUUGAGGAAGGUUACUACCAAUGCACCGCCUUCAACUCCCUCGGCAACGCCACCUGUCAGAUUGACCUCACUAUCAAACAUUCGGAAAGCGGCAUUAUUGCCGCAGCGCUGAUUGCGGCCAUUCUGGCGGCCGCCCUAAUCUGCGUCAUAGUCUGGAUUGUAAUGACAAAGGAGAAGAAAAAGAAGAGGAAAGAAAAAGCUGCUGUCAGUGAAAUGCAGACUAUGGCUCAGAAGGAACCCCUGACGUCGGAGCAUGUGGCUAUUCCCAGCCAAGAAAACGCACCAGUUGCCGCCGUGCCACCCAGCAAGGAUUCCAAUGAGACGGGCGAAUACGUCACUCCCGAGGAAAUCGAAGUGGCGCCGGUGCCGGAGAACGAGGCGCAGGGGACGGAGCACCACUCCGUAGCUUAA